AUGACAUCGAAGAAAAAAGUGAGUUUUGACAAGUGAGACAAGAGUGAAACUUAAAGAUAACAGGUAACAAAUGCGAAUAAGUUCUACGAGGACUGGAUGGACUACAAGAACCAUGAGCGACGAGCCUCAACAGCAACAACCGAAACGAUUCAAAGCGUCAAAAACGGGAAAUAUCAGCUUUACGACGAGUAUAAAGCGCGAUUUUCGAAAACGCCGGCAAGUUUUGGGAUAGGAUUAAAAUUAUUAUGAUUGUUGUUCUGCAGUCAAGCACACCCACGCCUCCGCCACAACCUGUCGUUUCGACGGCGGCCAAGAUGAAAAGACAAUGUGAGCUAACUGAAGGGAACUGAUGACAUCGGAAGGGCUAUUGUGAAACUCAUAAAAAUUUCCGCUUUUUAUAACCACUCGACUGCACUUCACUGAUUUUUUGCAGCUCUUCCAAUAAUUCAACCCAUCCGUGAACGGAAGAACUUAAAGACUGAGGCAGUCCGAUCGAUUGACUGGAAUAACUUGGAUGAUGAGGUGAGCUGACUCUCUCAUUUUUAUCUGAAUAUGUAUUGAUCAUAUUUUUUUGAAGAUGAAAGCCAAAAUCGAAGCAGAGUUUGGACCGUUCUACAAAUGGGUCAAAAACGGCCGUACCGACGAUCUGAAGAAAGAAAUUAUUAAGAAAUUAUUAUUCGAGAGUACGAAAUAA
Molecule: messenger RNA, 694 nt
Organism: Caenorhabditis sp. 36 PRJEB53466
Lineage: Eukaryota; Metazoa; Nematoda; Chromadorea; Rhabditida; Rhabditidae
Source: the annotation of a GenBank genome assembly